Colletotrichum karsti is the source of this 285-nucleotide messenger RNA. RefSeq names its product peptidase inhibitor I9. The record is from RefSeq and is a predicted model, not a curated record. Gene Ontology annotation, biological process: vacuole fusion, non-autophagic. Gene Ontology annotation, molecular function: endopeptidase inhibitor activity. The transcript has 4 exons. Lineage: Eukaryota; Fungi; Ascomycota; Sordariomycetes; Glomerellales; Glomerellaceae.
CUGCAUCCUGUCACAGCCAGCACCCUCUACCAUCUCCGACACCCGAUCCAUACCACCAAAACCAUCAACAUGCCUACCUACAUUGUCACCUGCAAGGAGGAUGCCACUCCCGAGCAGUUCCAGGCGGCCAAGAAGCACGCUGAGGACCAGGGUGGAAAGAUCGGACACGAGUACAGCCUGAUCAAGGGCUUCUCCGUCGACUUCCCCCAGGACCAAAUUUCGACCCUCGAGAACCACGAGCACGUGAAGCACGUCGAGAAGGACCAGGAGGUCCGCACCCAAUAG